AUGACGGACAAGCUCCCCCCUCCGCUUUUGGCGCUCUUCCAACCUCGCCCGCCUCUGCGUUAUGUCACUCCCAUCAACCGUGCCCCAGAAGACUGCAAGAAGAGUAGCAUUGGUGGCAUUGCGCAGUUUCUGCCUGAGGUGAAGAAGUACGAGGAAGAGAUCCCAUAUACGCCUACGGAAAGCUGGAUCCAGCGCAAAUUGCGCCAGAAGGUGGAGAAGAAAGAGAACAUUAACAAGCAAUUGACGGAAGGCCUCGAGACUUAUGAACCAUCCAACGACCAACAAGCACGAGGCGAUCCAUUCAAGACGCUGUUUGUCGCUCGACUGAGCUACGAUGUUAAGGAAUCGGACCUGGAACGGGAGUUUGGCCGUUUCGGUCCUAUUGAACGGAUUCGCAUCGUGAAAGACACCGUAACGCCAAAGGGCUCGAAGAAACCACACAGAGGAUAUGCUUUUAUUGUCUAUGAGCGCGAAAAGGAUAUGAAAGCUGCCUACAAGGAAACGGAUGGUAUCCGCAUUAAGGACCGCCGUGUCUUGGUUGACGUCGAGCGCGGUCGUACAGUCAAGGGAUGGAAGCCUCGUCGCUUUGGUGGUGGUCUCGGAGGUCGUGGUUACACCAAGGCCUUGCCCUCUCGACCUAUCGGCCCUGGCUCUUUCAACGCCCCCUCUGGUCCUGGUGGCUAUGGUGGUGGAUUCCGUGGUGGGUUCGGCGGCAGAGGUGGCUUCAAGGGAGGAUUCCGCGGUGAUCGUGGAUUUGGUGGGCCCCGUGGAGGUGUCGGAUACCAAGGUGGUCGCAACGGAUUCGGUGGAGGUGGACAGGCUCCCCCCAACGCCCCUUCAGGUCCGGGAGGCGGACGCAGCGGUGGAUUCGGUGGUGGUCCCCCUGGCGGCGGCAGAUUUGAGCGUGAACCCCGCGGCGCUACUGGCAGCAACAGAGAACCCAUCAGGCCCCGGGACGGGUUUGGCGACCGCGAUCGUCGAGACCGGGAUCGGGACCGCGACGGUGACCGUCACCGGGACCGUGACAGGGAUAGCUAUCGCUACCGUGACCGGGACCGUGAACGCGACCGCGAUCGUGGUGACAGGUACGGAGGCCGGGGCGACGACUACGGGCGGAAGCGAUACCAUGAAGAUGAUUCGUAUGAUGACCCCCGUGCCAAAAGAAGAUACUGA
Molecule: messenger RNA, 1173 nt
Organism: Aspergillus neoniger CBS 115656
Lineage: Eukaryota; Fungi; Ascomycota; Eurotiomycetes; Eurotiales; Aspergillaceae
Product: U1 small nuclear ribonucleoprotein 70 kDa
Exons: 4
Coding region: 1-1173 (390 amino acids)
Biological process (GO): mRNA splicing, via spliceosome
Cellular component (GO): U2-type prespliceosome; U1 snRNP; precatalytic spliceosome
Molecular function (GO): U1 snRNA binding; mRNA binding
Source: RefSeq, a predicted model, not a curated record